Prorocentrum cordatum is the source of this 972-nucleotide messenger RNA. The record is from the annotation of a GenBank genome assembly. Lineage: Eukaryota; Dinophyceae; Prorocentrales; Prorocentraceae.
AUGCGCCGCUUGCAUGACAGCGGCAUGGGCGUCAAGAGGAUCGCCGCGGCCUUGAGCCGCUCCACGGACACCGUCUCGAAGCAUUUGUUCAAAAAGAACACGACCAAGAAGUCCAAGGGCCGCCCGAAGCAUUCCAUCCGCACCCCCAAAGGGUUUCUCGCUGCCCAGCGCGCUUACAAGAAGCUGCUGAAGUCCUCGGGCGGCACAAAGGAAGUGACGGCAGCCAUGCUGAAGUCCGAGAUGAAGUUGAAAUGCGACAUCAAGACAGUGCGCCGCGCGUUUGCUGAGAAUGGCUACCAGUUCCGCCCGCUGCACGAGAAGCCUGACCUUUCGGAGGGGGACAAGAAGGAGCGCCUGCAGUGGGCCCGCGAGCACAAGCACCGGAGCCCCAGCCAGUGGUCACAGUAUGUCCACGCGUGCAUGGACAAGAAGGUGUUCCAGGUGCUGCCCAAUGCGAAGUACAGGAAGGUGGCGGCAAAGCGCAAGGUUCGCGGGGUGCACAGGAAGCGCAAGCGGGACUUCUCCGUGGGCCACGUCAAGCCGAGCAACCCUAAGGUUCUGAAGCAGAGUUCGGGCAAGGGCUCCGUGACCAUCGCGUGCGCCAUCGGCGCGGGCAAGGUGUUGAUGUGGCACCACGUGGUCGGUAGGUGGAACGCCGCAGCCGCGGGGCGAAUGCACUCGGGGGCGCUCCAGCCCGCUUUGAGGAGGGCCUACCCUUCCGUGCGCGGCAAGUUCGGCGCCAUGGAAGACAACGACCCCACGGGCUACAAAUCUCGCUCGGGCAUGGGGACAGGAGAAGACUGGCUCGCGAGCAAGACGGAUACGCGGGCGCAGUACCUGGCCAGGCUGCGCCGCACGGCGUUGGCGACGCCGUCUGAGUACAUCCACAGCAUCAUGGGCAGCCUGCACAAGCACUGCGGCUUGUUGGUCGAGGCGAAGGGCGGCCACUUCGCCGAGGGCGGUGGGAACUGA